Molecule: messenger RNA, 649 nt
Organism: Eurytemora carolleeae
Lineage: Eukaryota; Metazoa; Arthropoda; Copepoda; Calanoida; Temoridae
Exons: 5
Coding region: 16-561 (181 amino acids)
Source: RefSeq, a predicted model, not a curated record
AACCUGAAAAUCAAAAUGCAGACUUCACUGUUUAUCUUUGCUUUAUGCUUGGCUGGCCAGGCCUACGGGUUUGAAAGCUGUGAGGAGUGCCUUGAUGUUGUUGCUCUUAUAGGAAACUGGACCCAUGCUGCUGCCGACAACAUUGCUAAUUACCUUGAAGAGGAAUAUUGUCCUACUGUAGAGGAUGAAGAGUGUGCUAUGCAUGUUAACGAGAUGUAUCCAACUAUGCUGGAGAUGAUUGCUGAGGAGUUUAUUAUUCUAGAUGCUGUCAGAAUCUGUAACCACCUGAAGGCCUGUGACCUGAAGGAAAGAAAUCCAAUGCUCAAGGAGAUGACCUGUGACGACUGCAAGCAUUAUUUAGAGGAAAUAAAGCAUAUACUCACCAAUAAAGAAACUGUAACAGAAAUGGAACAUUGGCUGGAACGUCACUUCUGCACAGAUGAUAUCCCCCACUGCCCGAGGUUUGUGAGGACCCACUUCUACCCAAUGCAUGAAAUGGCAAUUCAUUACUUCCUUCACCCCAAAGACAACUGCAAUGGACUGGGAUACUGUGAAAAUUAAAAUUGAUUAAUUAAUUGAUCAAAAGUGGUAAUGUUACAUUAAACUGAACUGUUCAUGGACUUUAAGACAAUUUGAAUUUUGUUUAAAA